Bufo gargarizans (Asiatic toad) is the source of this 2970-nucleotide messenger RNA. It is a transcript of the gene CLSTN2, whose product is annotated as calsyntenin 2. The transcript is spliced from 17 exons. Gene Ontology annotation, molecular function: kinesin binding; X11-like protein binding; calcium ion binding. Gene Ontology annotation, cellular component: postsynaptic membrane; cell surface. NCBI's taxonomy places the organism in Eukaryota, Metazoa, Chordata, Amphibia, Anura, Bufonidae. Bases 136 to 2970 code for a protein of 944 amino acids. Gene Ontology annotation, biological process: positive regulation of synaptic transmission; homophilic cell-cell adhesion; positive regulation of synapse assembly. The record is from RefSeq and is a predicted model, not a curated record.
CUACCCUACACUGUGAUUUAAGGAGCCCAGCUACAUACACAUCCCCAGCCUGCCCGCCUCUGCGAUCUUGCAUGACCAGGAGAAGCUUUACAGAAAGGGAUUCUGUCUACACUUUCAGCCUUUCCUCUCGGAGGGAUGUCAGUUCAGUGGGUGACAGCUGUGUUCUUCCUGGGUGUUGGCUGCAGUGUCCUCACCACAAAAGUGAACAAGCACAAACCAUGGAUUGAAACAUCAUAUCAUGGAGUUAUCACUGAAAAUAAUGACACAGUUAUUCUGGAUCCUCCUCUGGUUGCAUUGGACAAGGAUGCCCCGGUUCCAUUUGCAGGAGAAAUCUGUGCAUUUAAGAUCCAUGGCCAGGAUACUCCUUUUGAGGCAGUUGUACUGAACAGAACAUCUGGCGAAGGUCGACUAAGAGCUAAAGGACCAAUUGAUUGUGAAUUACAAAAGGAGUAUACCUUCAUCAUUCAAGCAUACGACUGUGGGGCAGGUCCAAGUGGGGCCAACUGGAAGAAAUCUCAUAAGGCUGUCGUACACAUUCAGGUGAAUGAUGUGAAUGAAUUUGCCCCAGUAUUUAAGGAAAGCACAUACCGAGCAACUGUAACAGAGGGUAAAAUCUAUGACAGUAUUCUGCAAGUUGAAGCAAUGGAUGAAGACUGUUCUCCCCAAUACAGCCAGAUCUGUAAUUACGAGAUUGUUACCAGUGAUGUACCAUUUGCUAUUGACAGAAAUGGUAACAUCAGGAAUACAGAUAAACUAAGCUAUGAUAAGCAACACCAGUAUGAGAUUAAAGUCACUGCAUAUGACUGUGGACAGACACACUCAGCUCAGGAGGUCACAGUAAAAGUAGAUGUGAAGCCAGUGUGCAAGCCAGGAUGGCAAGACUGGGAUAAACGUAUAGAACACAACCUUGGAUCUGCAAGUGUUGCGCUAUUUCCAAAUAUUCACUUGGAUACAUGUGAUGGACCUGUGUCUUCUGUUCGUACUAGCAUUGAACUCCAGAACAAUCAUAUCGGAAAAGGCUGUGACCGUGAAACUUAUUCUGACACAUCCUUGCAAAAAUUAUGUGGACCCUCUUCUGGUGCCAUUGACUUACUCCCGACUCCAACUGCAGCCACCAACUGGACAGCUGGCCUGCCUAUGGACAACAGUGGCAUGAUCUUUAAAUUCGAUGGCAAACAAGGAGUGAAGAUCCCAGAUGCCAUAUUACCAAAAAAUCUUACUGACCAGUUUACUAUCACCAUGUGGAUGAAGCAUGGCCCUAGCCCUGGACUGAGAGCAGAGAAGGAGACAAUACUAUGCAAUUCCGACAAGACAGAAAUGAACCGCCAUCACUAUGCACUAUAUAUUCACAACUGCCGCCUUGUCUUCCUGUUACGCCGCGAUUUUGACCAAGCUGACACUUUCCGACCUGCAGAGUUUCAUUGGAAAUUAGAUCAGAUUUGUGACAAAGAAUGGCAUUAUUAUGUAAUCAACAUAGACUUCCCAGUAGUGACUCUGUACAUGGAUGGAGGAAUGUAUGAGCCAUACCUGGUAACAAAUGAUUGGCCAAUCCAUCCCUCACAUAUUGCAAUGCAGCUGACAGUCGGCGCUUGUUGGCAAGGUGGUGAAAUCACAAAGCCUAAAUUUGCCCAAUACUUUCGUGGCAGCAUUGCCAGUCUUACUCUGCGCCCUGGAAAAAUAGAAAGUCGCAAAGUGAUCUCUUGCUUGCAGGCCUGUAAAGAAGGGCUGGAUAUCAAUUCACUGGACAACCUUGGACAAAGUGUAAAGUACCACUUCAACCCUUCACAAUCCAUGCUUAUAAUGGAAGGUGAGGAUAUCGACAGCAUAAAUCAAGCUCUCAGAAAGGUUUCUUAUAUUAAUUCUCGACAAUUCCCAAACACUGGCAAAAGAAGGAUCAGGGUCUCAUCCAAAGUCCAAUGCUUUGGAGAAGAUGUCUGCAUUACCAUCCCAGACAUAGAGGCAUAUGUUGUUAUUCUCCAGGCUAAUGAACCCAAGAUCACAGUCACUGGAAUGGAUCAUUUUGCUCGUCCAGCAUCAGAAUUUGAAAAUGUGAAUGGCGUAAUUUUAUUUCCAGAUAUUAGAAUCAUCAGUACAGUCACCAAAAUUGAAAAACGGCUGGAUAAGAAUUCUGGUAAAACUGCUGGUGCAGUGGUAAUGGCAGAGAUGCUACAUCAUUUGGAUUUUUGUGAUAUCUUGAUCACUGGUGAUGAACUGAACACUAAACAGGAGUGUUUGGAGCUGGAUCGCAGUGUCCUGCAAGGAAAACAUCUUGAUGCCACCAACUCAACUAAAGGCUAUUCCAUUUAUGGUGUAGACACAAUGAAAAACUAUGAAGAUGUUCUACGACAAGUUCGUUAUCGUCAUUGGGAUUCUGCUUCUAUCUUUGGUCGAAAGUUCAAAGUCAAGUGUUCUGAAUUAAAUGGACGUUACACAAGUAAUGACUUCAAUCUUGAGAUCAACAUUUUACAUAAUUCAAAUUAUAUGGAGCAUGUAAAUCACAUGGUGAUUCAACCUCAGUUCAUGCCAUCUCUCCAGUAUCCAAGUAGUGACGUACUAGGGCAUGAAAGCCGUGUGUCUCCAGGUGCUACAACCAUUGUCCUGGUAGCAUGUAUCAGCAUAUUGGUUAUUAUUGUUGUGCUGGGAAUCUUAAGAUUGCGGGCAGUCCACCAACAAGAUUUUCCAGAUAAAGAGGCAACAAAAGAUCCAGACAUGAAUUGGGAUGAUUCUGCUUUAACUAUCACUGUAAAUCCUAUGGAGAAAUAUGAAACAAAUGUCCCUGGAGAAGGUGAAAGUGAGGAAGAAGAGGAGGUAGAAGACGAUGAGGACGAUGAUGAAGAAGAUGAAGAGAGCACAAGUGGUGACUCUGAUGACAGUGAUGAAGAGGAAGUUGAAAACCAACCAAGAUCAAAGCAGCACACUGCAACACGAAGAGGACACCUGGAAUGGAAUCAAUUAACACUUACGUACUAA